AUGCCCAACUACAUUAUUCGGCUCUACAAGGACUCAGAUUAUGAUGCAGUCCGAGAUAUCUUUUCCCGAGGCAUUAAAGAACACACCAAGACCGCUUUCUUUCACACUCUCAGUCUCCCUCACAUCUGGGCUUUCCUGCUGGCCGUGUUUUUGGUUCUCCUACAGGUGAUGGGGUCUUACCUCCUCUCCAGCAUGGCGGUGUCUCUCAGCGUGGCAGCACUAUGGCUCCUAAACAGAUAUAUCUAUGCUACUUAUGUUGCAGAUAGCCUGGCUACUGACAUGAUGAAUAUCCGGAAAUAUUACUUAGAGCAGGAUGGUUACUGCUUCUGGGUCGCUGAGUUGGCGGGGGAAAUUGUGGGGAUGGUCGCUGCCAUUCCUCCAUAUCCUCCCACUGGAGAAAACCAGGUGGAGCUUAAGAGAUUGUCAGUUCCCAUGAAACACAGAGGGAAAGGGAUCGCUAAGGCCUUGUGUAGCACAGUCAUUGACUACGCCCGGAAGAGAGGCAGUAGUGCGGUGGUGUUAAGCACCUCCUUGUCUCAGAGUGAUGCCUCAAUGUUAUAUCUAAAGAUGGGCUUCAGAAAAACCAACACCGAAACCAAUGAACCAUUUAUAAUUGCAAAAUUUAUUGACUUCAGAAUACUGUAUUACCAAUAUGACAUUCCCACUCAGAGAUAA
This is a messenger RNA of Staurois parvus, 675 nucleotides long. Lineage: Eukaryota; Metazoa; Chordata; Amphibia; Anura; Ranidae. The record is from the annotation of a GenBank genome assembly.